This is a messenger RNA of Stegastes partitus (bicolor damselfish), 1188 nucleotides long. It is a transcript of the gene nmbr, whose product is annotated as neuromedin B receptor. Gene Ontology annotation, molecular function: neuropeptide receptor activity. Gene Ontology annotation, cellular component: plasma membrane. The transcript has 5 exons. Gene Ontology annotation, biological process: G protein-coupled receptor signaling pathway. The coding region runs from base 1 to 1188 and encodes 395 amino acids. The record is from RefSeq and is a predicted model, not a curated record. Lineage: Eukaryota; Metazoa; Chordata; Actinopteri; Pomacentridae.
AUGGAUGACGAGUUUCUCUCUAACUUGAACCCGGCUCAGUCCGGAGACCCCGAGGUUUUCAGCCCCAACUCCACCGAGGAGCCGGGCUGGUGGGCGUCCUCUGACGGCGGGGAGACGGUCCACUUCGUCGUGCGCUGCGUCAUGACCUCGGUGUACAUCCUGAUCAUCACCGUGGGUCUGCUGGGCAACAUCACCUUGGUGAAGAUCUUCAUCACCAACAGCGCCAUGCGGAGCGUCCCCAACAUCUUCAUCUCCAGCCUGGCGGCGGGAGACCUGCUGCUGCUGGUCACCUGCGUGCCCGUGGACGCUUUCCGCUACUUCUCCGAGGAGUGGGUGUUCGGCGAGGCGGCGUGCAAACUCAUCCCGGUCAUCCAGCUCACCUCGGUCGGCGUGUCCGUGUUCACGCUCACGGCGCUCAGCGCAGACAGGUAUAAGGCCAUAGUGAACCCCAUGGACAUCCAGACGUCCAGCGCGGUCUUCUGGACGUGUCUGAAAGCUGUUUCCAUCUGGCUGCUGUCCGUCCUGCUGGCUGUUCCUGAGGCCAUUUUCUCACAAGUCGUCUCCAUGCAGGGCCACAGAGACAACACAAAUGUCACCUUCGUGAACUGCGUGCCCUACCCGCUGUCCAAUCAGAUGCAUCCUAAGAUCCACUCGGUGAUGAUCUUCUUGGUUUACUUUCUCAUUCCUCUGGCCAUCAUCUCGGUGUAUUACUACCACAUCGCCCGCACACUCAUCAAGAGCGCCCACGACAUGCCGGGAGAAGUCAGCGAACACACCAAGAGACAGAUGGAGACGAGGAAGCGUCUGGCCAAGAUCGUGCUGGUGUUUGUGGGCCUGUUCGCCCUGUGCUGGUUCCCCAACCACGUGCUCUACAUGUACCGCUCCUUCCACUACCACCAGAUGGAUCUGUCGCUGGCCCACCUCGUCAUCACCCUGCUGGCCAGAGUCCUCAGCUUCUCCUCCUCCUGCGUCAACCCCUUCGCCCUCUACCUGCUCAGCGAGAGUUUCCGCAGGCACUUCAACAGUCAGCUGCGAUGUGGUCGAGGUCCUCGUCCUGAGCGCCAGCCCAGCUACCUGCACAGCACCUCGCACAUCCGCCUCACCUCCAUCAAAAAGACAACGCCCACCGCCGCCAUCAUGGCUCCGGCAGCGAACGGCAACCCCAACAGACAGGAAGUGGCUCUGUGA